Messenger RNA from Paramacrobiotus metropolitanus, 5741 nucleotides. RefSeq lists its product as uncharacterized. NCBI's taxonomy places the organism in Eukaryota, Metazoa, Tardigrada, Eutardigrada, Parachela, Macrobiotidae. The transcript has 10 exons. Gene Ontology annotation, biological process: regulation of telomere maintenance. The coding region runs from base 326 to 5353 and encodes 1675 amino acids. Gene Ontology annotation, cellular component: nucleus. The record is from RefSeq and is a predicted model, not a curated record.
AAGUAGUAAGUAAUCUGUAAUCUCACAAUUAUUAUGACUAAGAUGUUUUGUUUUUGAAUGUCUAAAGGUAAAAUUAAAACUUUUUUAGACUGUUUGCAUGAUAGUGAGAGCCAAAUAAAAUGGUUAGCGAACUGUUCCUAAUGUACUCGCGAUUUCUGUGGAAAAGAGCAGACUGUCGAAAAUCGUCAAAUUGUUAGCCCGAUGAGUGAAUUGCUGCAGCCUCCGAGUGCUGCUGCAUUGCACCUCGUUCCCUUCGCCUGUUCUGGAGGAUUUUCUGACUUGUCCUUUAUGUGUUGAGAUUGUGGUGCCUGAAAGAUAAGAAAGAAUGAGACCUUCGUUUCCCCCAGCCAUGCAUAAUCCUGGCUUCGGAAGGUUCCGUCCUCCGCUAUACGAUCUGCAGGCUGCACAGUUGGCGAUGGGAUCCGGUUACGCUCCGCCGUGGCCUGGCGGAGCAAGAGGACCCCCUGCAUUCUAUCAGGGAUUGCAGGGACUGGGAAUUUCAGCUGCCAGUUUGGCUCGAUUCAAUUCUGCUUUCGGAUUCCAGCCUGGCAUUGCAGCGCCCGGUGCAGGAUACGCACAGCUUGAAAAUGUGCCCCGUGCUGGAUAUGACGGAAACGAACCAAAUAUUGGUGUGUUUCCCAAAACAGUGGAUCCGGCCCUUCGAGGCCAUCAGGUGGCAUCGACAGGAACUCAGAAUUCUACAACAGCUGCUGUGGCCGCGACCAUUGAACUCCCCCCACCACCGCCUCCUCCUCCUCCGCCCCCUCCACCGCGGAACCCUCCCCCACCUCCGGUCCCUACACAGGAUCCAGCUAUGCCUAUCCAUUCCGCCUCCCAGAUAUUAACUGCCGCUCCCACGGUUCCCGCCGUACCUGGCGGUAUGUUUGCAUCGACGGAGCAGUCAUCCACCGAAACGUCCGGCCAGAGUCCCAAUCUACAGCAACUGUUUGCCGCUAUCACCACACCCGAACACGAGCAGCAGUUUGAAGAUUAUCUAAAUCGCUGGCAGCAGUACUAUACCAAUUAUCAACAGUACUGUCAGACCGCGUGUGAUGCCUCAACGUUCAUGCAGUACACGGCACAAUUUCAGUCAUAUUUUGAAUAUUUGAGUUUCUACCGGAAAGCGCUGGCACAACGGAGGUCAUUGCGACUGGCGGCAGCACAAUCGGCGGUUCCCGAACCGUCCGUUCCUCCUCCUCCGCCACCUCCGCCCCCGCAGAACACUCUGCCGAUCUCCAAAUCAUCGCAUCCUCAGAAUUCUGCUGGGCCACGGAUUAUUGUUAACCCCGAAGCAAAAACAUUGACUUAUCAGCCGAACUCCAAACCUGCUGCUUCUACAGUCUCAUCGGGAAUGCCGGGAAUGUCAGCCGUGGAGUCAGCCGUGAACGACCGGAAUGUAUAUCAGAAGACACUUCCGAAUGCUGUUCCAAGUAUACGGCCAGCUGCUUCCUCGGUCCCCCUGAAGUUACCAGGAAACGUUACUCAUGCUAGCACGCCUAGAAUGUUGGGGAACUUUGGAGGGGUCCGGCCAGUUAAACAAAACACGCCCCUGGAAGACAACGAUUUGCUACCAACAUUUGUCAACACGGUUGAAAAGCCACAUGCCAGCACCUUCGGUAUUCCAGUAAGAACAGCAUCAUUUACCGACGCCGGAUCGGAGUCAUCUUUAGGCCAACCGAUUUCGACAAGGCUUCGUCAAGGGGGGUCGGUGGCUUCACUGGGGGAAUUUUCCAAGGGUCUUCCGAAUGUGUCUGCGCCGCUGCCAGCCGUGAACAUGGCUUCUUCGAUCCGCGUUCCCGUGCCACCAGCGCAGAGCGCGAAUUCCGUUUCGCCAGUUAAAUCGCGAUUCCCAGCUCCAUCAGCGCAUGGAGGUGUUCCACCACGGGAUAUUCCGAAUCCGGCUCGAAGCCACCUUCCGGAACAGAAAUCGGUUCCGAACAACAAUAUGCAAUCUAAAAGCAUCAAACCAAACGUUGGCCUUGAAGAUUACGCCGCGGAUGAUUAUGGUAAUAAUGGAUGGGAGGUGGAGGAAAUUCCACGGCACAGUGGUGCAGCCAAGCCGACGAAUGAUGAGCUCAAGGUCACAGCGGUUCAGAGCGUUGACGCUGGAAUAGCGAAUUUAGAGCGCCGUGACAAAUGCUUGUCCCCGAAUAACAAAGACCCCGUGCCGUUAGAAGCGGAUUGUGUUGAAGUGUCGGAAGAGGCGGAGAUUUUUGAAGAGCCGCAAGAUCCUUAUGAAGAAGACUCGGAAUUUGGAAGGCCAUAUUACAAUGACCCCGGUAUCGGCUGGCUGGGACGAAGGAUUCGCUUGUACUCCACCGAACCGCAUGUCGAUCCAGUUGCUGAUGCCGAGUACGCUAAAGUGCAGGAAGAGCGCUUAUUAUCGGAACUUCGAAAAAUCCGAGACUUUCUUCCCGACCAUAUUAAAAAUGCUCGUGAUACUCGCAAGCCAGGUUUUCCUGGACGCAACCGAGGAUCGGCAACGAAACGCACUGCAAAGUCCGAUGAACGCAGACAUGACCGGAGAUCACCCAAACGUGAAGACAACCGACGGUCACCAAACCGCGACGAUUAUCGUUUACGGAAUUGGGAUUCGCCGACGGACGAAUAUGGAUCCCGGCAGUUCCCAUCGGCCUCCAGAAAAUCCGAUUUUUCUCGACGGUCCCCAUCUCCAGAUUAUGGGCGGUCGCGUGCUCGUUCGCGGUCUCCGCAUCGCGAUAGGCUUUCACCGCCGGCACCGUAUAGACCUUCCUUGUCGCCUGAACCGCUGUCGUUCAUUAAACCAUCGGCAGAGCCGUAUUAUGAGAGACCAGUGGGCGCUCCCUAUGUAAACCCGUUUGUGGAUCGGUAUGGCUUGUCACUACUGGUUCAGUCUAUGGCACCAGCGAUUCCGGAAUCCAGACUUUCCGCCGAAGUCGCACAAAAAGUGGGAUGUGCCAGAAAUUUGAUGGAAGCAUUGAGUCAAAAUCGACCCAUAACAGUGAAUGAAAUCCUUAAUAUUGUUAGCUCUGUGAAAACGGAAGCUGUUCUGAGCCAAGCUAAACAUACAGACCCGGUUGCACCUCGAUCUGGCGAUCCCGAACCUUCUCCAGCGCAGCCAAUCAAGAGUAUUGCCGGACAGAAAAUUACCACAACGGGAAGGUCAGCGCCCAAACCACUGGAACCGGCUAAAUCAGUUGAACCGGUUUUUGGAAAGCGAAUUUCAUCGGUAGUAAAAUCUUCUACGGAUUUACCGUCGUUCACUGAAAUCCGACGUCUGCAGUCUAUGGAAGAAAGGUUGAACGUCAUACCUACACCAAAGCCACCUCAAAAGGGGCCACCACUAAAAGCGCAAACUUCGGUCGAUAAAGCACGGAAACCAGCUCCUUCGACUGAACCUCGAUCAAAGUUAUCGAAAACAUCAUCAUCAGAAAAACCUCCCAAGAGUUCGGCACCUGAGGGUCCGUUGAAGCCACCGGUUGUUCUGCCAACCGGAAAAACUCAGGAGCCGGUGGUUGCGCGGCGUCCUCAGCAGUCACAGUUGGGUCCAAAAUUCGUGGAAGGUGCUUGGACCAACGUAUCAGAGGAAGGUACCUCGCGACAACAGAGCGGUCCGGCUGCCGUCAGUCAGCCGGACGCUACUGCGCCGAAUGUCAAUCCCGAGGUCGCGCAUGAACUAGGAAUGAGCGAACGACAGAUAUUGGACGCGGUGGAACGAGCCAAACAGUUGUUUGGCAGUCAAAUGCCAACGGAUCAGUCUGACAAGCUGGUUUCGCUGCUGCAGUCCAUUAUUUUUACAGCCCAAAAUAAGCCACUACCCAGUGGUGAGGCGAAACCAGUCUCCGUACCUGAUUAUGACGCACGGAUUGCCGAUAAUAAGGAAAGAAAUCCAGGUAGGCCACCGGAAAUGCGGGAUACGCGCAUGGAAUCGCAACUGUCUGUCCCACCAACCUUCCUUCAUGUUCCCGAUGAUUCGAUACGCCGUCGCGAAAUUAGUUCUCGUCAUGAUGACCUUACGGUCACAAUUCCAGGAAAUCGGUUAGAUAGGCCCAUGGAUCAUGGUGGAAGCAUGCACGACAGUCGAGUGUAUUCACCAGCAAAUCUCUUCCAUUCUCCCGUCGAUCAGGAGCGGAAUUUUGCCUCUCCUGUAGGACCUUCUGGUCGAGCUUUGAGUGGAUUCUUCGCCAAAGUUCUUCAGCAACGCGAACAACAGAUUGGACCGAGAGAGUAUGGAGUGCCGGCAAUUUAUCCACAACCCCCGAUUCAGUUGGUGCACUCAGAAUCACGGAUGGAGCAUGACGAAAGAAAAGAUGAAGGAGAACGUUAUCGCAGAUACAAUGAGGAGAGGGAUGUGUAUAGGAGAGAACGGUCAACAAGUAGGGAUAGAUACUACAGAAGAGAGCGAAGUCCAAGCCGAGAACGUUAUUAUCGUGGGGAAGUCAGUGAAGAGCGAAGAAAUCGCUGUAGUCCUGAGCCGGUAUCACGCUUCGAUUCAGAUAGGGAGCGUGCACAUGCUGAUCGACGUGGAACAAUUUCUAAGAUUGUUCCAAUAGCUGACCUUUUACCACGGGGUAGUCGUCGCAUGAAGAAACUGACGAUUAUUCUCCGCGGUCCGCCCGGAUCGGGCAAGAGCUGGGUAGCCAAACGACUAAAGGAUAUUGAACCGGAAGCGCGGAUCUUAUCCAUGGAUGACUACUUUGAGGCAGAUAAUGACAGUGGCGUCAACAAGGCGCCCCACUAUGCCUACGAUGCCAAGAUGGAAGACAAAUAUCGCAGAGAGCUUGAAAAAGGGUUUAAAAAGAAAGUUGAUGAUCCGCACUGCUCCUGUGUAGUGAUUGACGCAUGUAACGAAAAAGUGGAGCAUUUCUUGAGUAUGUAUAAAUAUGGUGAUCGCAAUGGCUAUGAAGUGGUCAUUGGGGAACUGCCUUUUGGAAAGCCCUACGAACUGGAAAAACGAAGUGUCCAUGGAAGGUCUAGUACGGAGAUUGCUGAGAUUCUUCGGAACUGGGAACCAACUCCCAGUCAUAUGUUCAAAAUUGAUCUCGGGGAGAUAGUUGCUGAUAUGCCGGCAUUCGAAGAAACAUCAAAGGAUGGGAAGCCGAAAAAGAUUUCCAUGAAGUUAGCGGCUAAAGCGCCAGCGAAAAGUAAAUGGGAAGACGAUGAUGACGGCUCUGCUGAAGGAUCAGCAAAGAAAAAUAAAGUUGAAUGGGUCGAAAAGCCAAAGUCACCACCGCAAGUAAUGAAUCCUCUGCAGAAGUGGGUUGAGAAGAACGUUCCGGAGGCGAAAAAGGACAAAGACGUUAAUGAGAAGAAUUCCGGGAGCAAGAAACGAGAAGCGUCGGCGUCAGGAUCAUCUUCACAAAGGAAAAAGUGAGGACUGCGUGCGGUACUUGCGGUCAUUGAAUUCAUAGCUUUGCUCCUCUUCUACGUUGCUUUCAAGUGACAUUCUGGUUCGACUUGGCGGUUUAUUUUAUCUACAUAAAUCUUUCAACUUAUUACAGAUUGUUGAAGAAAGUUGCACGUUUUGUGUUGACAGCGGUGGUUGGAAAUAUAUUCUGUUAUUAAUCUUGUGUGCAUUCACUUUGAACUGUAGGAUUUCUCGUUUAUCUGUUUUUCAUGUAAUUUUGGUUUUCAUGGUACAAAAGUUUGAUUUUUGACGUUUAUCUCUUUCAACGCAACUGGAAGUGUUUGUGCGUGUUUAUAUAAUUCAACAGGAACGAAUGCUGAGUAGAUGCAAAGCGAUUUACGGCGAUAAAGUAGAU